Messenger RNA from Monodelphis domestica (gray short-tailed opossum), 4211 nucleotides. RefSeq names its product heat shock transcription factor 5 (gene HSF5). Gene Ontology annotation, molecular function: DNA-binding transcription factor activity; sequence-specific DNA binding. NCBI's taxonomy places the organism in Eukaryota, Metazoa, Chordata, Mammalia, Didelphimorphia, Didelphidae. The record is from RefSeq and is a predicted model, not a curated record. Gene Ontology annotation, biological process: regulation of DNA-templated transcription.
GAGGGCGAAGCGAAGCCCCGGGGGGAUCGAGAACGGGGUGGGAGAGCCGGGCUCGGCGGCAGCGGCGGGGCGAGGCCCGGGCAUCGAGGGCGAUGGAAGAGGCGCUGCUCUCCACGCCCAUCAACCCCAAUAACUUCCCAGCCAAGCUGUGGCGGUUGGUGAACAGCCCGCGCUAUCGCUCCAUCCGCUGGGACGGGCGCGGCGAGGGCCUGCUCAUCGACCAGCCUCUCUUCGAGGCGGAGCUGCUGAGCCCGCCCGGGGCCGGCGGCGGGGGUGGCGGGGGCGGCGGCGGCGGGGGCGGCGGGGGCGGCGGCGGCGCCGGGGGGGCCGAACCGGAGCUCUUCAAAACUACCAACUUCACGAGCUUCAUCCGUCAACUCAACCUCUACGGCUUCCGCAAGGUGGUGCUCGGGGGCCCCGGGCCAGCGGGGCCCGGGCCGGGGCCGGGGGGUGGCGGGCCGGCGGGCGACGGGCCCCUGCACCACUUCCACAGCCCGCACUUCCGUCGGGACCAGCCCCAGCUGUUGGUGCACCUCAAGCGCCUCACCAGCGCCAACAAGGCCAAGCUGGCAGCCGGCCUCGAGGUCUCUUGCCGCCCGCCCAACCGCUUCCAGAGGCUGCUGCUCACCUCCGCCUCGGCCUCGGCCUCGGCUUCCACCUCCCCACUGCAGCACCAGGAGCCGCCACCGCCACCCCCGCCCUCGGGGGCCCGGCCUGAGCCUCACGGACCAGUGGCCGUAGGACAGUUUCACCGGUCAUUCCGGAGAGAUAGUUUGUCUCCUUAUUCCUACGUAUCAACUUCAUCCCACAACCACAGCACUUUCCCGCUGAAAGGUUUAGAUCGGACCCCGAUCCCUCCUAGAACGUGGCAGAACUCCCUUGGGAUGCACCCAGGACAGGUGGAGACUUCCCCCACUUUCUCAGAUAAAGGGGUUCCAUUUCCUGUACUGCAGAGGUUUCCAACUGAGGUUACGUAUACCCUCCAGCCCAGCGCCACAUCUGUUCAUGUUCAGCAAGGGCCUCAAACAAUGGUCAGCUCCUCCCAGAAAUAUAGUAACUACACACCCUCAGCGCAGUACUCCCAAGCCUACUAUCCAACAGCUGUACUACAAUGUUGCUCCCCAUCUACCCACAUGGAUGCCCUUAGUAGCUGUGUCAGUCCCACUGCCUCUUCCUAUGCACACUGCAAUUAUUUCCAGAAUCCUCCAAUGCAGUCUUCCUAUCCAGUUGAGUUUCUGCCUUCCAACUGGCCGUGUGGUGCUACCGAUGAAAAUAAGAAAACUGAAGUAAACUUGGAAGCUGUCUUUCAAAUUGUCGAUGAGCUACAUUCAUCCCCUAAACUGGAGAUGGUAAAGGUAGAGCCUGUAGAAAACCAGGGGCCAACGUCUCAGUCUAACAGGGGCCAACAUAUCCUGGCAAAUCCAAGCAAUAGCAAUGCAUCUUCCACGAGUCAGACUAGCCAACUAGAGCCACUUACUCCAGUAGGUUCAGAUAUUACAUCAUUUGUGGUUGGAACAGAACAAGCAAUUACCUGCUCUCUGCCACAGUCACCUGAAUAUAUCUAUACCAUCCACACUGCUCAGCCUGUUGAAAAUACCACUGCAAUAACAGUUCAGGAACCUGCAGGAGCCAUCCAACAAGCUCAUGUAAAACUGAAGGAACAGCUGAGUCAUAAUCCAUCUCCAUCAUCAGUAGUGUUUGUUCAGGAGGGGCUACCAUUCAGUGCACAUCAGGUGGAUGCCAGUAUAAAGUGCCAGACCAAUCCACCUGAGAAUAUCCUGCCUUCAGAGCAGAUGGGAUUCCUUAUUUCAGAUAUGGGGCCAGCCAACAAACCUAGUAAAGAUACAGGUUCAUCCACCCCAGCCAGAUACAGAGAGCGAAGAAGCAGCUCACAGCAGGGCAAGUCCCCUGAUCUCCAUCUGCUGGUGGAUGUGGCUUGCAAGCAGGAGCACUUUCCAAAGGAGGAAGAAUUAAAAGAGUGAGGAAUGGAUGACAAAUGUGACAUUGUGCACUAGCUGUUGGCUGGUUUCCUGGAGUCAGGCUGGCCUUGCACAUGACACACAGUUGGGAUUUUUUUCAGUUGUGUUAAGAAAAAAAUUUUUUUGUUCAUUGUGAAUUUUAUUGGGAAUUGGUCACUUUGGUAUUUACUACAUCUGUUCAGUUCAAAUUCUUUACCUUGACAAGCUAUAAAACAUCUAGUGGUCAAAUUAUUUAGCUACCCAGAUCCCUUACAAAUGGAAAGCCCUGGCUGUCUGUUACAAUCAGGAAGCCUCUAAAAACUGCUACAACCAUGGUACUGGAGAACAAUUUUUUUUUUUUGGUGCUGAUUUGUUAUCUUGCUACUCCAGUUUGCUGUGAACUGUAGUCAGCACAACUCCACUGAGGAGUUCAGUCUAUCUGUUUCAAGUCACAGUGUGGCCUUUUAAAAGAGGAUUGUGUGAGAAACAAAGGCAUGUAAGGUCACGAGAUCACAGGUCUGAAAUGGGUCAGGGAUUCCAGGGAAGCAGCUCUGGGAAAGAGCUAAUUUUCUAAGUGAUUAACCAGGAAAUGCUCUUACUUCCUAACCCAGAAUUCUGUUUCAACAGCAAGGCGUCCGGACCUAGGACCAUCCAUCACACUUAACAGCCGCUGAUUUCUUUAUAUUAAUGGAAGCAUUCUUCCAUUUUCAUAUUUUCCUUUGAUUUUAAUGAUAUAUUAUCAUAAAUGGUAAGAAAAUGGUUCCUGUAAUAUACUGCAUAUUUAGAUGUCUUCUAAAGAAAAGUAUUUAACUUGUUUAAUAUAUUGUAUUUAUAAAUGCUAGUAGAUUUAAGGGUUUAAUGACUAUAUAUUUGUAUUAAUAUUGAAAGAUAGAAGGAUAAAGGAUGCAUGUAUAUUUCUAUUCUGAUGGGAGAUUGUACAGUGUGUGAGCAAUGCAGCAUUAAUAUGUAACACAGUACUUUGCUUAUUCAGAUAUAUGUGUGUAUAUAUAUAUAUAUAAAAAUAUGUAGAGUAAAUCUUAAUCUUUAUCUGUAGAAAAUACAGUACCCAAAAUUUGAGUCAUUGGGGAGAACUGGUUGACAGUUAUUUAGCAUAAACUAUGCCUCCUAUAUUUUUUUUCCAUCUUCUGAGAGAGUUCUGGGUGGUGGGACAGACUAUAUAAGAUCUUUGUUUUAGUCCUCUUCAGGUUUUUUAACUUGAGCAGUUAGAUUGUGGGGCUAGUUUUGAGGUUUUUCUCCCUAGGGGAUGUAUUCUUGGCAGCUCAUUCUCUGUGGUUAACUCCCCUCCCAUAAAACAAAACCAAAAAAACACCAUCUCAUGACUGCUGGAAGCUUUCAGAUUUCAAACCUUUAAAAUAGGCUAGACCUACCUUCUUGAAUUAUGCUUCAGUUUGCCUAGUGAGUACCUGAAAACAUAAAACUCAUUAAAAACAAAAGGCACAUAAUGAUAUGGCAGGUGUAUUCUGCCAGCUAUGUGGGUGUCCUGAACUAAUUUCUGAGAUCCCAUUGUUUACAAGGGUUGAUUACAAACCUUGGAACUGUUAUGGAAACCAAGCUUUCUGGAAAAGGAUCAACUCUACAGUGACUUCAGCCAGUCCAGCUGUGAAAGUAGGUCCUUAAGGGUGAAUUACCCAUCUAAUAGGGCUAGUAGGUGUCCAUGUGAUGGGCAUUUGCCUUUGUUGGCAAAGCUCAAAGAAAAAUGAGUUGUUGAGGGCCCCAUCCAGUUUGCCUUUGGCAGACUAUGUAAAGAGAGACCCCACUGGCAAAUAAAGGAACUUUGCUUUUCCUUUGGUAUGUUGCAAAGCUGACAUUACUGUACAGGUGAUGCUCCUUCCCUUAAUCUUGCUUUCUCAGAUCUGUACAUUGAAAGAGGUGAUAUCUUUUUGGAAACAUGAGCCAAGCAGGAGCCUUGGCAUAUAUUUAGAUUUGGUGGUUUUAAAAGGCUUAAUUAAGGAAAUGCCAUUAUCAGCUUUCCGAAUUUUUUAUAUAUGAAUACAGCAAAGGCCAAGGAGCUGGAUCUCCUGCCAUACUCACAUGCAUGGUACUUAUCAGCUAAAGUUAUCCUUAUUGACUUGGGGAAAAUGGCAAAAGAUAAAAUAGUCUCUGCAUGAAUUAGCCAGUAGUGCAUGACACAUGCUAACAAGGCUCCUGACUUGCACCUCAGUAUUUCAGCACCUUAAGCACUGAUGUAUUUCAAUCAGUCAACAAUAAAGUGAGUGUUCCAACUAGACACAA